Phascolarctos cinereus (koala) is the source of this 418-nucleotide messenger RNA. NCBI's taxonomy places the organism in Eukaryota, Metazoa, Chordata, Mammalia, Diprotodontia, Phascolarctidae. The record is from RefSeq and is a predicted model, not a curated record.
GUCCGGCACUGCAAAGCUGUUCCCUUUCUGCAAGCACUGUGGGAAUGCCAAGAAACAAAAUGAUCAUGGAAGUGCAGAUGGCCAUCUUCACCAACAUGCUGGGCAUGUUCCUCUUCCUGCUUCUGCUCCUCUAUGACUACGUGGUGAUCAAUAACUCCAAGAAGCAGGAGUGAGGUGGCACGGCCCCGCUGCAGAUGGCUCUGUGCUCGAGAGGAGCAUUUUCAUACUUGUCUCUUCUGCUUGCUGAGAGCUGAGGAUGCCACAAGCCUGAGCCCAGGAAUGGCCCUUAAGGGAUGCAGAAGUGCCUGCCACCAGGAUGAAAAGUCAAAAAGGGAUUGGGAAGAAGCUCCUCCAAGGUUGAGGGGUUUAGGCCCCUAUUAAACAUCCCCCUCCACUUUUGAGGCUAAAAAAAAAUAGA